This is a messenger RNA of Aspergillus terreus NIH2624, 3723 nucleotides long. RefSeq names its product aminophospholipid-translocating P4-type ATPase NEO1. Gene Ontology annotation, cellular component: endosome; trans-Golgi network; plasma membrane. Gene Ontology annotation, molecular function: ATPase-coupled intramembrane lipid carrier activity; ATP hydrolysis activity; magnesium ion binding. The transcript has 2 exons. NCBI's taxonomy places the organism in Eukaryota, Fungi, Ascomycota, Eurotiomycetes, Eurotiales, Aspergillaceae. Gene Ontology annotation, biological process: endocytosis; phospholipid translocation; retrograde vesicle-mediated transport, Golgi to endoplasmic reticulum. The record is from RefSeq and is a predicted model, not a curated record. The coding region runs from base 1 to 3723 and encodes 1240 amino acids.
AUGCCUUCGUCCUCCGAUUACCUUCAUCCCCACAGCCGCGCCAGCAUCGCCGGUGACUCCGGCUCCGAUACAGAUCUAGACCUGGAGGAACUCGACCCAACCACAGCACAAAUCCGGGAUGAGCCACCGAGAUACAGGAGCCAGGGCCCUGGAAUAGCGCUGAGAAAUCUGCGAGUCGGUGUAGGGAAUCGCAUGUGGAGACGGACUCCCUCUGGACUUCAACGAAGUUCGGAGGAUAUGGAAGGUUUACUGGAGGAACGCGACGAUGACGGACAACGAAGAUCACACGCAAGUUCACGCAACUAUACGGACGACGAUGCGCCCCUCCUUCACGAGGGCAGGCGCAGUUCCACUCGCUCAUUCAGAGAUGAUGAGCGGGUGUCUCCGCCAGGUCGCCGAUUACGCUUCUCCAGUCUCAAAGCCUCCCUUUUUGGAUAUUCGCGUCGAUCAGCAGCAAACAACAUCCCGGAGACCAAACCGCCUCGAGAUGUCCUAGUUGGGCAGGCCCAAACAUCCAAAUACCCCGCAAAUGUCGUUUCCAACGCGAAAUACACUCCGUGGAGCUUCCUCCCACGGACCCUAUACAACGAGUUCUCCUUUUUCUUUAACAUCUACUUCCUUCUCGUCGCACUUUCACAAAUCAUUCCCGUCCUUCGGAUAGGUUAUAUGUCGUCUUAUAUUGCACCUUUAGCGUUUGUCGUCUCCAUAUCCCUGGGAAAGGAAGCCUUGGAUGAUAUCGGCCGUCGGAGAAGGGACGCGGAAGCAAAUGCGGAGGAAUUUACUGUCCUUUCCUUUGACAGAUCUUUGAGCAGAAGGACACAUCCCGGCGAGCCGCGCCCGGACAAUGACGGGGCGGUGGAGAUAACAAAGAGGUCGCGUGACCUAAAGGUCGGUGACGUCUUGAAGGUUCGCAAGAACCAACGUCUACCGGCCGAUGUUGUGAUCUUGAAGAGCAUAUCCAAUGACUCGACCACAAUCACUAAAGACCCCAUCACGGAAUCUGCAGAUCUUCUCAAUCCAGACCAGGAUCCGGUGGACGCAGAGCCUAGCUCAAGUGCAACGCCAAAUGCUGCGGCUGUCUCGUCGGCCAGCGAUACCUUCAUUCGUACCGAUCAACUCGAUGGAGAAACGGACUGGAAGCUGCGCUUACCCUCCGUUCUAUCUCAAAGUCUCUCCUUCAGGGACUUUACACGAUUGAAGGUCACCGCAAGCGCCCCGGACAAACAGGUCAAUGAAUUCGUGGGUGCUAUCGAACUUGGACCGCCGGCUGGAUUCUACGACCCUCAUCUAAAUAAAACGGACGAACCCGACGAACAUGAGGGCGCGCAAGCAAACUCGGCUCCUCUCACCAUUGACAAUACGGCAUGGGCCAAUACUGUCCUCGCGUCAAACACGAUUACGUACGCCGUCAUUAUCUACACUGGUUCUCAAACUCGCGCCGCGUUGUCAACAUCACCCUCGCGCUCCAAGGUCGGGCUUUUGGAAUAUGAAAUCAACAACUUGACCAAAAUCCUAUGUGCAUUGACCCUCACGUUAUCCAUCAUCUUGGUUGCUCUAGAAGGUUUUGAACCGACCAACGACAAGGAGUGGUACAUCGCGAUCAUGAUCUACUUGAUUCUCUUCUCCACGAUCAUUCCCAUGAGCUUGCGGGUCAACCUAGACAUGGCGAAGUCCGUGUAUGGCAGAUUCAUCGAACGAGACAAAGAUAUCCCGGAUACUGUUGUGAGAACAAGUACAAUUCCCGAAGAUCUCGGCCGGAUUGAGUAUCUCCUUUCGGACAAGACGGGGACAUUGACCCAAAAUGGUAAUCCCAUCUCUGUGCUUUUUAUUCGAAUUAUCAUAUCGCUGACAGUAGUAGAAAUGGAGCUGAAAAAGAUCCAUGUUGGCACUGUCUCCUACGCAAAUGAUGCCAUGGAGGAGGUCGCGUCAUAUAUCCGACAAAGCUUCACGGGCAACUCCCUCACGACACCAUCGGCAGCAUUCGGAACCCAAGCUGGACUUGGAGCGGCUCCGCGGACGAGAAGGGAGAUUGGUUCGCGCGUCAGAGACAUCGUCCUGGCUCUUGCUCUAUGCCACAAUGUCACCCCAACCACCGACGAAGAAGAUGGAGUGAAGGUAACGAACUACCAAGCUUCAUCGCCUGACGAAAUUGCCAUUGUACGUUACACGGAGGAGGUUGGGCUCAAGCUAUCCUAUCGUGAUCGCCAGUCGAUUGUGCUUGAAUCUACCCACACGGGCAACGUUGUUGUGCGGGUCCGCAUCCUGGAGAUAUUCCCCUUCACGUCGGAUAGCAAGCGCAUGGGGAUCAUCGUUCAAUUUGAGACGGGCGAGGAAAUACUGGAGUCACCGAAGACGGAGAGCGAGAUAUGGUUCUACCAGAAGGGUGCGGAUACCGUUAUGUCCACAAUCGUUGCAGCCAAUGACUGGCUGGAUGAAGAAACUGCGAACAUGGCCCGCGAAGGUUUGCGGACGCUAGUGGUCGGACGCAGACGGCUUUCCUCCCAGCAGUAUCAGGAAUUCACCACGAAAUAUAAACAGGCUUCGCUUGCGCUCCACGGCCGAGACGUUGGUAUGGCCAAAGUCAUCGGCGAGUACCUCGAACGGGACUUGGAGCUGCUGGGAGUGACUGGCGUGGAGGAUCGGCUGCAGCGCGAUGUCAAACCGUCGCUCGAGCUUCUCCGCAAUGCAGGAGUCAAGAUCUGGAUGUUGACCGGCGAUAAAGUCGAAACCGCGCGCUGUGUGGCCAUCUCUGCCAAGCUGGUUGCCAGAGGCCAGUACAUCCACACGGUUGCUAAAUUCAGAUCGGCCUUUAUCUCCGUGGCCGUCCUUCUCCCCGCUGUCAUUGCCUGUCGAUGCUCUCCCACGCAAAAGGCCGAGGUGGCCGAUCUGAUUCGACAUCACACCAAGAAGCGAGUAUGCUGCAUCGGAGAUGGCGGAAACGACGUCUCAAUGAUCCAAGCCGCAGACGUCGGAAUCGGCAUCGUCGGCAAAGAGGGACGUCAAGCCUCUCUCGCCGCUGAUUUCAGCAUCACCCAAUUCCAUCACCUCACCAAGCUCCUCGUAUGGCACGGACGCAACUCUUACAAAAGAUCCGCCAAAUUAGCCCAGUUCAUCAUGCACCGUGGUCUCAUCAUCAGCGCCUGUCAAACCAUGUACAGCAUUGCCAGCCAUUUCGACCCGAAAGGCCUGUUCAUCAACUGGCUCAUGGUAGGUUAUGCGACGGUCUACACCAACGCCCCGGUCUUCUCGCUCGUGUUCGACCGGGACGUGGACGAAGAACUGGCCAACCUCUACCCCGAGCUGUACAAGGAACUCAAGACAGGCCGCAGUCUCAGCUACCGGUCGUUCUUCGGCUGGGUGCUCGUCUCCGUCUACCAAGGUGCUGUGAUCCAGGGCUUAUCCCAGAUUCUCCUCGACACGAUAACGGGCCCGCGGCUGAUCAGCGUGUCCUUCACGGCGCUUGUCCUCAACGAGCUCCUCAUGGUCGCCAUUGCCAUCACCACGUGGCACCCGGUGAUGAUCUUCUGUAUUAUCGGGACCGCCCUGGUCUACGCCGCCAGCGUUCCCUUCCUCGGGAGCUACUUUGACCUGAGAUACGUCAUCACGGUCGACUGGCUCUGGCGCGUGGUCGCCGUCUGCGCUGUGGCCGUAGUGCCGGUUUGGGUUGGGAAACUGAUCAAGCGGUCCUGGCGCCCGCCCAGCUAUCGCAAAGUGCGUGGCUGA